UGUUAGUUAAAUUUGUUGGUUGGCGUAGAUGUCAGCAGUCCAUUCUGUUGUGUCUAGAUUCAAGACUUGCCGCACUGAAGGUAAAAUUUACCUGCAUCAUCUUCAUCCAUUGACCCCGGCGGACAAUUUUUGUUGCAUUCUGUUUAGCAUCUACCGUGGCGCUAUUUUGCUGUUGUCAUUCCCAUGAUUUUGAUUUAUUUCCCGAAAUCAGCACUCAGAGCUAAAAAGAUAUUUUUAGCAGUUUCAGUGACAAAUAUUUCACUGAUAUGGUUGCUCUUUAUUCACCUUGACGAUCUCAAUUCAAGCACAUCUUCUAGAAUGAACGAAUUAGUCAAUCGAAGAAAUAAAACUAUUUUGAUAUGGAACAACCCCGAAAUUCUGGACACUUCUACCUUCGGCGAAGGACACGAACCUUUCAUCGAGCAUCAAUGUCAAGUUUCCGAUUGCAUAGUUUACUACAACUAUUCGUCUUUGCCCCUCGAAGAUUACGACGCCAUUUUAAUCCACAUGCACGAAUUGAACAAAACUCAAAUGCCAACGUUUUCUCGACGCAAACACCAGCGCUUUGUGUUUCUAACGCAAGAAUCGCCCGACGCGAUGACCACUCUCAACGUCACGACAAUGGGCAACGUGUUCAACUGGACAAUGAGUUAUAAAUUCAAUUCAGAUAUUCAAAUGCUUUACGGACGCAUCCGUCCGAGAUCAACAGCUCCAAAUAAUCCGAAAGACAUGCUGCAAAGGAUUAGAGAAACACAAUUGCCUAAAAAUUAUGCGGCCAAUAAAACUCGACUAGUAGCUUGGAUGGUAUCCCAUUGUGAAACACCUGGCCAAAGAGAGAGAUACGUCGCCCAGUUGAGAAAAUUUAUUCCCGUCCACAUUUACGGUGCCUGUGGCAAUUUCAAGUGCCCUCAAAGCAGCAUUUACCGUUUCAUUUCCGGUCCGGAAUGUUACGCGAAACUGGAAUCCAAGUAUAAAUUCUAUUUAUCUUUUGAAAAUUCCAUUUGCAAUGAUUACGUCACUGAAAAGUUUUUUGAGGCAAUGAAUCGUCGAUUGAUACCCAUCGUCUACGGCGGUGCCAAUUAUAGCCAAUUCGCCCCUGUUCAUUCCUACAUUGAUGCACUGGAAUACAGUCCAGAAGACUUGGCCAACUAUUUAAAAAUCCUAGAUGCGAAUGACACGCUGUACAACGAAUUUUUCUGGUGGAAAGAUCACUACGAGGUGGAGAGUCAUAUAACGCAAAUGAGUCGGCACAGUUUCUGUGAUUUGUGCAAAAAACUUCACCACGAUGAAGGGCCUAGGCACUUUUUUAAUGGCGGCGGCUCACGCUCGUUUCCAACUCGAACUGAAGUCCUUCGAGUGUUCCAAUAGAGGGCGUCUACAAUGAUUCCCCACGUGACUUUUACAUGGAGUUUUCGUUCAAAAAAUUGUCAGUUGAAAUUGUGGCUUUGAGUGGAUGUCUGCAGUCCACCCGUUUGUGUCUAGCUGAAAGCCUUUCCACACUGAAGCCUUCAUCCUGAUACCGUCCGCCAUGUUAACACAACGAAGAUCUAAAAAGACGAUUUUUAUUCAAGAACUUCAUUCUCAACGAAAGAACUAGUUAAUCGGAGAAAUAAGACUAUUUUGAUAUGGAAUGGUCCGGAAAUUCUGGAUACUUCUACCUUCGGCGAAGGACACGAACCUUUCAUCAAGCG
This is a messenger RNA of Daphnia magna, 1691 nucleotides long. Its product is annotated as alpha-(1,3)-fucosyltransferase C-like. The coding region runs from base 184 to 1368 and encodes 394 amino acids. Gene Ontology annotation, cellular component: membrane. NCBI's taxonomy places the organism in Eukaryota, Metazoa, Arthropoda, Branchiopoda, Diplostraca, Daphniidae. The transcript has 4 exons. Gene Ontology annotation, molecular function: alpha-(1->3)-fucosyltransferase activity. The record is from RefSeq and is a predicted model, not a curated record.